Polyodon spathula (Mississippi paddlefish) is the source of this 1109-nucleotide messenger RNA. Its product is annotated as vesicle-trafficking protein SEC22b-like. Gene Ontology annotation, cellular component: ER to Golgi transport vesicle membrane; endoplasmic reticulum membrane; Golgi membrane. NCBI's taxonomy places the organism in Eukaryota, Metazoa, Chordata, Actinopteri, Acipenseriformes, Polyodontidae. The transcript is spliced from 8 exons. The coding region runs from base 101 to 793 and encodes 230 amino acids. Gene Ontology annotation, biological process: endoplasmic reticulum to Golgi vesicle-mediated transport; vesicle fusion with Golgi apparatus; retrograde vesicle-mediated transport, Golgi to endoplasmic reticulum. The record is from RefSeq and is a predicted model, not a curated record. Gene Ontology annotation, molecular function: SNAP receptor activity.
GGAUGAAGGGGGGAGAUAAGCAAGGCGCACAGCACAGUGCAGCGUUUCCGUCCAGCGCAGGGCUGAAGGAGUGUGAGUGGAGAGCAGAGCUCAGUUGAAGAUGGUGUUGUUGACGAUGAUUGCCCGGGUCGCGGAUGGACUCCCGCUCGCCGCAUCCAUGCAGGAGGACGAACAGGGAAGAGAGCAGUCUGGACGGGACCUGCAGCAGUAUCAAAGCCAGGCCAAGCAGCUCUUCAGGAAGCUGAAUGAACAGUCGCCCCCGCGAUGCACGCUGGAGGCAGGGGCCAUGUCUUUCCACUACGUCAUCGAGAAGGGGGUGUGCUACCUGGUCCUGUGUGAGGCGGGGUUCUCCAAGAAGCUGGCGUUUGCCUACCUGGAGGAUUUACAAUCAGAGUUCGAUGAGCAGCAUGGGAAGAGAGUGCCCACAGUAUCCAGACCGUACUCCUUUAUUGAGUUCGACACGUACAUUCAGAAGACCAAGAAGUCGUACAUUGACAGCAGAGCCCGACGCAACCUGGGGAACAUCAACACAGAGCUGCAGGAUGUGCAGAGAAUCAUGGUGGCCAACAUUGAGGAGGUGCUGCAGAGAGGAGAGGCGCUGUCAGCUUUGGACUCCAAGGCCAGCAACCUGUCCAGCCUGUCGAAGAAAUACCGGAGUGACGGCACAGCCACGCAGAGUCCCAGACGCCACACCUGCACUCUAUGCAGGGCUGGAUGCAGUGCGGCUCAGCUGCCCCCCCCCCCCAAUAUCCCAUCCCAUCCCAUCCCAUCCCAUCUCGAGAGGCUCCUGUGAGCAGCUGGGCUCUUUGGUUGCCUUCAUGUUUGCAGAUCUGCAGAGAAGAAACCAAAGAGUUCUGUGCCAAAGUACAGCCUGCCCUCUUCAACCCAAAACCACAGAGUGCUUUUACCAGCAGAGGCUUUGAGAAACGCUGCUUCCUGAACAACAGCCCCGCCCUGGUGAGAUCUGCAGCCACAGCUUCAGGCUCAGCAUGCAUGUAUUUACUUCUGUCUUUCUUUAAGUCAAAAGCGCAGACUUUAAAAAAUAUAUAUUUAAAGAAGUUACAUUAUUAAAAAAAAUAAAUAAAUUUGAAUUUGAACUGCAUUCUGUC